Molecule: messenger RNA, 1794 nt
Organism: Pezoporus flaviventris
Lineage: Eukaryota; Metazoa; Chordata; Aves; Psittaciformes; Psittacidae
Exons: 11
Cellular component (GO): nucleus
Source: RefSeq, a predicted model, not a curated record
AUGGAGCAGGCAUGCGUGCUGUGUCGCCGCGCAGAGGCAGCCCCGGACAUCUGCGGGCCAAAAAGGAAUUAUGAAUGGGGCUGUGCCCAUCGCUUUUGCCUGCUUUUUGCCAGUGACCUUCAUCCCCAAGGGACCGAAGAGGAAGAACAGAUCGGAUUUUCUCUUAUGGAUAUUCUACUGACAGUCUAUCAGGCAGCCCAGAUGGUCUGCUUUGUGUGUGGCGAGAGGGGGGCCACCGUCACCUGCCAGGAGAUGGGCUGUGACCGCAGGUUCCAUCUCCCCUGUGCCGUGGAGGGUGGAUGCAUCACCCGUUACUUCCUGCCGUUCAGUUCCUUCUGCUGGGAGCACCGCCCACAACAGCAAGAGCUGGCGGCUCCAGAGGACACCAACUGCCUCAUCUGCAGGGACCCUGUUGAAGGCAGAACGACCUAUAGGACCAUGGUGUGCCCAGCAUGCAAACAUGCCUGGUUCCACAGGGCGUGCAUCCAGGGACAGGCUAUGAGGGCUGGCGCUUUUUGCCUGCGCUGCCCUCUGUGUCAAAAUACGAAACUGUUUCUAACAGAAAUGCUCCUCAUGGGGAUCCAAAUCCCCAUAAGGUUGGUGUCCUCCUGGCCAGCACUGUGCCACGCCUGGACCUGCCCCCGCAGUUGUGGCCCUCUGCUGACCCCCAAGUCUAGAAAGGCGGCAUGGGAAGACAACAGUGCAUACACAGAACUGUACCAGAGGCACAGGAGCUGCGAUGCCAGGGAGUGCCUUUGUCCAGGAGGAAGGGAGGAAGUAGAGCCAGACGGGCCCUGGCAGCUCUUCCUGUGCCACUCCUGCGCUGCUGUGGGCACUCACAGACGCUGCUCCAAAGUGGGGAACAGCCAUGAGGCCACAUGGGAGUGUGACGGCUGUGCUGGCCCGAGCAUCUCCUCCAGUGCCAGCUUAGAGCUUGCUGGUCCCAGCACUCCCCAGCAGCAGCAGCCAGGCAGCAUCGGGGCAGACUCUGGAACCUCAGGCACAGGAGUCCAGCAGCCCCAGCAGCAGCAGCCAGGCGGCACCGGGGCAGACUCUGGAACCUCAGGCACAGGAGUCCAGCAGCCCCAGCAGCAGCAGACAGGCGGCACCGGGGCAGACUCUGGAACCUCAGGCUCAGGAGUCCAGCAGCCCCAGCAGCAGCAGACAGAUGCCAUCAGCACCAUGCCACAGUUGCCCAGUGUCCAGGCGGUGCCAAGGUUGUCCCAACGCUGCACAUCACGUGAGACCCGCAGGUGCAGCGCCACCAGAGAGCAGCCAUCAGCGGCAUCCCGUGGCUCUGCACCGCUGCAAAGAAGCGGGAGCAACAGACGCGGUGGGCCCAUGCGGGUGCGAGACCGCUCCCGCGUGCAGCGUCGGGCCCAAGCUCCCUAUGCACGGCCCAGAAGACGCUCCCAGGGCAGCCGCACACCAGCAGCACGAGCUGGGAGGAGCCCCCGCAGACAGGCUGCGCCCAGGCUGUCCCAGGGCUCACCAGCACGUGCGAGCCACAGCCGCAGCAUCACAAGGCAGCGGCCGUCAGCAUCAUCCCGUGGCUCCAGAGCACGACAAAGAGGCAGCGCCUCAAGAUCCACCGGGCCCGUGCGGGUGCGAGACCGCUCCCGCUCGCAACGCCGGGCCCAAACUCCCAACACGCGGCGCAAAAGACGCCGUUUGAGCAGCCACACGCCAGCACCACGUGCAACCAGGAGCACACGCAGACAGGCUGUGUCGCGGCUAUCCCAGCGCUCCCCAGCACGUGCUAGCAGCUGCUGCAGCAGUGACAGUCAGGAGUCA